GGAAUUCUGGGUUACUUUGACUCACUCGCUUUUUAUUUUUUAUUUGUUUUAUUUUACAAAACGACUGGAUUUUACAUGCCUCUUUAUCCCCCCACUUGCACUCCAUGUCCCCAUGCUCCUGCGCCAGCAACAGGACAUAUUUUCUGGAUGUCAACUGAGUUACUGAGGUAACUCUGCAUGUCAGUAGAUAGACCUUGCUAGACCCUUAAGGCUUCUGGAAACCCCGAUCUCUCCUCAUUUUUUUUUUUUUUUUUUUUUUUUUUUUUGGUGUGUGUGAGUGUCCUCACUGAACAUUCAAAACUGUUUCUCCAAAGGGUUUUACAAAAACUCAGACUGUCUUCCAAAGCAGAAGCACUGGCGUCCACCGCAGAAGCAAUGGGCAGUGUGCGAACCAACCGCUAUAGCAUUGUGUCUUCGGAAGAAGACGGCAUGAAGUUGGCCACCAUGGCAGUCGCGAAUGGCUUUGGGAACGGGAAGAGUAAAGUCCACACUCGGCAACAGUGCAGGAGCCGAUUUGUGAAGAAAGAUGGUCACUGCAAUGUUCAGUUCAUCAACGUGGGUGAGAAGGGACAAAGGUACCUCGCAGACAUCUUUACCACGUGCGUGGACAUCCGCUGGCGGUGGAUGCUGGUUAUCUUCUGCCUAGCUUUCGUUCUCUCAUGGCUGUUCUUUGGCUGUGUGUUUUGGUUAAUAGCUCUGCUCCAUGGGGAUCUAGAUGCGUCAAAAGAAAGCAAAGCUUGUGUGUCUGAGGUCAACAGCUUCACAGCUGCUUUUCUCUUCUCCAUCGAGACCCAGACAACCAUAGGCUAUGGUUUCCGCUGUGUCACGGAUGAAUGCCCAAUUGCCGUGUUCAUGGUGGUGUUCCAGUCAAUCGUGGGCUGCAUCAUCGAUGCUUUUAUCAUUGGUGCAGUCAUGGCAAAGAUGGCGAAGCCAAAGAAGAGAAACGAGACUCUUGUCUUCAGCCACAAUGCUGUGAUUGCCAUGAGAGAUGGUAAGCUGUGCUUGAUGUGGCGAGUGGGUAAUCUUCGGAAGAGCCACUUGGUGGAAGCUCACGUUCGAGCUCAACUCCUUAAAUCCAGAAUUACUUCUGAAGGGGAGUAUAUCCCCCUGGAUCAAAUAGACAUCAAUGUUGGGUUUGACAGUGGGAUUGACCGUAUAUUCCUGGUUUCCCCAAUCACUAUAGUCCAUGAGAUAGAUGAAGACAGUCCUUUAUAUGAUUUGAGUAAACAGGACAUCGACAAUGCAGACUUUGAAAUUGUGGUGAUACUGGAGGGGAUGGUGGAAGCCACUGCCAUGACAACACAGUGCCGUAGCUCAUAUCUGGCAAAUGAAAUUCUCUGGGGCCACCGCUACGAGCCUGUACUCUUUGAAGAGAAACACUACUACAAAGUAGACUAUUCAAGGUUUCACAAGACUUAUGAAGUACCCAACACACCCCUUUGUAGUGCCAGGGACUUAGCAGAAAAGAAAUAUAUCCUCUCAAAUGCAAAUUCAUUUUGCUAUGAAAAUGAAGUUGCCCUCACAAGCAAAGAAGAAGACGACAGUGAAAACGGAGUUCCAGAAAGCACUAGUACAGACACACCACCUGACAUAGACCUUCACAACCAGGCAAGUGUGCCUCUAGAGCCCAGACCCUUACGGCGAGAAUCAGAGAUAUGACUGACUGAUUCUUUCUCUGGAAUAUUUUCUUUAAACACAGCCUGUUGGUCAAAGGCCCAGAACAGUUAUUCAGAAGACGGUACUGGUGCAGAGGUGCAUCAAGGCAAGUGGCCACAAGAGACUGAGGCUGGCACAAUGGUUUCCAAGAAAGAUUGUGAGCUUGGAGGUUAAUCAAAAGUAGUAAACAUUGCCUCCCUGUGACUUGAAGGCACACAGAUGUUAUAUAAUAAGUUAUGGGGUCUUUAUGUUUUGUUUUGUGUUUUUACAAAACUUGAACUUGCAGGCAAGCCUUGGUUGGGUAUUUGACUUAUCCAGAAUGCUUCUCUCUAGGGAACAAGAAUGUUUUUAAUGGCAUAACAAAGGCAAGACUCUGCCUUAAUUUUUUGAAAAGCUGCUAACUACAUGAACACAAAUUGUAUUUUUGUCGCAGUGUAGUUUUUUCUCUGUGUAACUUAAAAGUCAGUGUUGAACUUCGUUAAAAGCUCAUGAUAAUGGGCUUCAAAGUGGCAAGUAUUUGGCUAUAGCUGCCAAAAUGAGAGCCUGAUUUUUGAGGCCAGUAAUUUGUUUGCUAGAAUUGAUUUUUUUUCCUCUCUUUGGUUACAUAAGGGCAUUAUGUAACACUAGCCAAAUGGUAGCCUCUGGGUUGGUUUUGUUCCCUCCUCUCCAUGAUGAUAAUGGGUUAUCUCAAUUUUUAAGUUAGACUGCCUAAAAGAAAUACCAAAGAUAAUGCACAUUUUUGCACAGUGGAACUUAUGCUAAAAAAAAAAAAAAGAAAAGAAAAGAAAAAAGAAAAAAAGAAAGCCUUGUGGCUGUUUUGCAAUCAAGAGAAAAUAACUUUAAGCCCAAGUAAGCCCUUUCGUAUCGCACCUUAGUCAGAAGCUCUGUCAUUCACACAGAGCCUCAAAGUCUAAUGCUUUUAAAAUUCUGUCCUUCCAUAUAGCUUUUGCAAUGUAAGAAGAAGAAAACGGAAGUGAAGUUUGCACAUACACACAAUACAAACAUCUUUCUAUUUUGCUACAUAGUGCUGGUGUGGGUAACACAUAAAGAUGUUAAGAGAUGUGGAUAGUGAUAUGCUCUUAAGAUUUUUCUGGGUUUCUCCUUUUGCGCAUUCCAAAGUGUAUUCCUUAACAUAAACCUUAGUGGAGUUUAGGUGGCAUCUUCAGAACUGAGCCAUCCUAUAUGAAACAGUAAAGAGCUUUAAAUUUUUGCAACUGAAUGCAUUGUCCAGUCUGUCUGAAUUUCCAGUUUUAGACUUCACCUUGCAGAAGACGAUAUCAAGCCUGGCCUCUUGGCUAACUCUUCUGAUGGUUAUAUCAGGAAUAGGUCUUGCAAGAGUUCGGAGAGCUGAAAAUGCCAAAGUGAGGAGGGGCAGAGAGACGGGGCAAGCCAUGUUGAUGAAGUACAGCAGCUCAAGUAUUCAGGAGGGAGAGGAAUGUUGGUUUUUAAAUGGUAGAGGGCAGGAUUGUAAAAAAUGUCUCUGUAUUUCAGAGUCAACUAGAGCCAUCAAAAUAGCACAUGAUUACAAGUAAGAGAUAGGAAUAUGAGAGAAUAAUUUUUCCCUUUUUGAGCACACUCUUCAUUGAAUCUCAGCUGACCCCUCUCCUGUCUAACUGCCUGACUUGAUAGAACUUUUAAUUUAAAAAAAAUUUUUUUCUUGUCUGCUCUAGUUCCGUAAUAGAGCUCUUUUGUUUUAAAGAUCUCUAUUUGUGAACUCUGGGGUUACUGACUUUUCUUUUUAAUUUGAAUCUCAGAAUCAACUCUUAUGGUAUUAUAAUGCUGUAUGCCAUUAAAAAACAGCUUGUUCUAGGAUCAUGUAUUUUGUAAUUUGAUGUCUGUGAUGGUCUCUGGUUUUCGAAUAGCCAUGUUCACAUGUGGUGCCUGCAAACAUUUGACAGUUUCUGCUGUUCUCAGCCUUCAAAGUUGCUGGGUUGGAAAAUCAUGACAUUAUUUUGAUUAAAACCAAGGGAGAUAUGAUAAGCUGUUUAACUCCAUACUGAGAGGCAGGUUGAGGAAGUUGUUCAGAGAGAUGGAGGAAUCGGGAUUGAGUAGACACGAGAAUUCACAGAAGAGGCAGUACUUUGGCUGUUAGUGAGAGGGAUGUCGAGUGCUUCCGCUGCUGCUAUUUUUGAUACUUUGCAAAGGAAAAUAAUCAAACCAAAGAGUAUUCAAUGAUAUGUAUAUUCAGUGAAAACCUAGUGGAGACUGAGGGUGACCAUGGAGAAUGCCCCUCCCAAACACACCUGGCUGCCGCUGGAAAAAGACUUGAGGCCUUUGAAAUGGGGAUGGGGCAGGGAUGGGGAUGAUGGAGGAGAACCUUUCAACUUCUUUCUGAAAAAGAGAAAAAAAAAUUAAAUUUCUGGUGCACAGGUUUGUUUUUGUUUUGUUUUGUUUUGUUUUUCAAGAAAACUUUGCAGAAGCUAUGUUUUUAAAGUGUACAUUUUAUAAAGUCUAUCAGAUAUUUUCAUAUUUAAAGCCAAAUGUAAAUAGAAGUCUGUAAAGGAAAAAAUAAGAUGCCAUAGAGAGUAUAAUUUCAUUACAGCACGUUCUGAGAGCUAGUACCUAUAUGCUACUGGUUAGCAUGGUUUUAGCACAUGGUCACCAGCUUUAUAAGGUUCAUAUUGCUGUGUUCUUCUGUUAUUUAUUUCAGCAUGGACUGUUCAUUUGGAAGCUUUUUCUAGUUCAUUAGUACUUUAACCAUUACAAGCUUUAAAUGGCAUUUCUUUGUCACGAGCCAAGACACAGGUAAUGCACAGCAUUUCUCGUUGUGUUUUACCUUAAAAAGAAUUGUCCUUAAUGACUGAGUCUCCUUAAUCAGUGGGCAGGUGUCAUUAGCUUGAGAGACUCACAGUUAAUACCUGGAUAUUUAUUCCUGGAUACAUGUUGCUUCUCUGUUGCAAGCAAAUCCCCACUGAAUCUGCUUAGGAAUUUUAAAUUUCCUUUUAAAGACUUUUUUGCCUGCAUAUGAAGGGGCAGUAUAUUUUGGGGAGGAGGCAUAGAUUCCCCACUUAUCCUACUUUUAAAUAAAAGGUAGACAAAGUGAAUUCUAUUUUGAUUAUUGAGAAAGGAGUAGUUUUUUUUUUUAUCCCCCUAAGAGUAUACUUGAAUUAGACCUUUUUAAGGAUGUCAUUAUAGCACUGUAGUCAUUUCCAAAUUCCUUGGAGAAAGUGUGUUUUACUUUUGAAAACAAUCAGUAGUGCAUUAUUUCUCCCCUUCACCUUCUGUCAUCCUAAUAAGUUCCCAUCCUAAAACUUAAUGUUAUUUUCUUUUUGGAUGAGCUUUCUUCCCUAAAUCAUGUCACUCUUGCAAAUAAUGUCAGUUCUUAUUUUGUAAUAAGCCACUCAGUAAAGCAAAGAGCUUGUUCUGAGUCAGUAGAAUGAGUUCUUUUUCGCUCUUUGUCUGACAAUGUUAAGAUGGAAAAAAAAAAAAGUGCUGUGUAGUCACCUCCCCACUCUCGACUAGAAUCUUUGCUCGUGAUGUUGAGGUUCAGCUCUGGGCUUUGGCGAGUUGAACAAUUUUGGCCUUUGACAAUCGUUAAUAGUUAUUAUUUUCCUGUUUGCAGAUUUUUUUUUUGUAUCUAAAGUCUUCCUAUUCUACUGCACAAACCAUGGAUUGUACAUAUUUUUAUAUAUUAUGUCUUAUUUUAUUAUUUCUAAAUAAAAAAUUGAAAACAAAUCAGUGUAAAAUCUUUGGACUUCCUGAAUAACUACUGUAGAGUGGUUGAAAUAGAAAGCAAAUGUUCCCAAACAAAAGGACAUAAGCUCUGGUAGUUUGGAUGAAUAGACCCAUAGAAAUUGCCUAAACAGACAGGUGCUGUGGGGUGGCAGCUUAGUUUAAUCCAACUUAGAGGAAAUCAAGAUCAUAUUUUAUUUUUGGACAGAAUGGUCUAGGUAGAAAGUGAGUAGAAAGAUUAAAAAAAAAACAAAAACUAACAGAUAUCUCCCCCUCCCCAACAAAGCUGCAGUGAGAACCAUAUUUUUAUUGUUUGAUAUUAAUUCUCUAUAUUGACUCAUACUAUGCAUGGAGU
This is a messenger RNA of Erinaceus europaeus (western European hedgehog), 5683 nucleotides long. It is a transcript of the gene KCNJ2, whose product is annotated as potassium inwardly rectifying channel subfamily J member 2. The record is from RefSeq and is a predicted model, not a curated record. Lineage: Eukaryota; Metazoa; Chordata; Mammalia; Eulipotyphla; Erinaceidae. Gene Ontology annotation, biological process: potassium ion import across plasma membrane; regulation of monoatomic ion transmembrane transport. Gene Ontology annotation, molecular function: inward rectifier potassium channel activity. Gene Ontology annotation, cellular component: plasma membrane. The transcript has 2 exons. The coding region runs from base 376 to 1659 and encodes 427 amino acids.